Caenorhabditis remanei is the source of this 1014-nucleotide messenger RNA. RefSeq lists its product as uncharacterized. Lineage: Eukaryota; Metazoa; Nematoda; Chromadorea; Rhabditida; Rhabditidae. Bases 1 to 1014 code for a protein of 337 amino acids. Gene Ontology annotation, cellular component: cytoplasm. The record is from RefSeq and is a predicted model, not a curated record. Gene Ontology annotation, molecular function: cysteine synthase activity. The transcript is spliced from 4 exons.
AUGUCCCGCCAAACGAUGGUCGCCGAUGGCGGUGAGACCAUUGGAAACACUCCACUGGUGCUUCUCCGUAAUAUUCCGAAAGGAACCGAUGCUAGAAUUGCCGUCAAAAUCGAGUACCUCAACCCGUCAUGCUCUGUGAAGGAUCGAAUCGCCAAGUCGAUGGUGGAAGAGGCUGAAAAGGCGGGAAGAAUUGUGCCGGGAAGGACGGUUCUCGUUGAGGGAACUAGUGGAAAUUUGGGAAUCGCGUUGGCUCAUAUUGGCAAGAUUCGAGGAUACAAAGUGAUUCUCGUGAUGCCCGAAACGAUGAGUGUCGAGCGUCGUGCAAUGCUGCGCGCCUACGGUGCCGAAGUGAUUCUCUCGGAUCCCAUGGAAGGCCAUCCAGGAGUUAUCAAGAAAGUCGAGAUGCUCUGCGAGAAGCUUCCCAACGCAAUUUGCCUCGAUCAAUUCUCCAACCCGGCCAACCCGGCCGCCCACUACCGUACUACCGGGCCGGAAAUCUGGCGUCAAACCGACGGAAAAGUGGAUAUGGUCUGCUUCGGCGUCGGAUCGAGUGGAACGCUCACUGGUGUUGGAAGAUAUCUGAGACAACAGAAUCCGGAUAUCAAAAUUUAUCCGGUAGAGCCUUAUGAGAGUUCGGUUUUGAGUGGGUUCCCCAGAGGAAAGCACAGGAUUCAAGGAAUCGGUGCUGGCAUCAUUCCAGGAAAUGUGGAUCGCUCCCUCUUCACCGAAGUUCUCCGCGUCAAAUCCGACGACGCUAUGACGAUGGCCCGUCGACUCGCCGACGAGGAAGCGAUUCUCGGCGGAAUCUCAUCUGGAGCCAACGUCGUCGCCGCCAUGCAGUUGGCGAGUCGCCCUGAGAACAAGGGAAAAUUGAUUGUGACGACGGUGAACUCGUUCGCUGAAAGAUACUUCACAACGGAGCUCUACUCGAAUGUGUUGAAUGAUGUGUCGAAGCUGAAGUGGUCGAACGAUGAUGAGGCGGUGGCCAUUGCGAAGAAGUACUUGGGUAUUUGA